GAUUUCUUCUUCUGUGUCCGUCCCAAACAAAAAUUUCACCAUGUCGUCCGAGUUCCCCGACUCGUUCACUCAGCCAGGCGAUGACUCAGUCCCCCCCACCGGCUCCACUCGCCCUUUCGACGACGAUGGUUACCUAGGCUAUGACCCCCGCCUUUCGUCCCAGCGAUUCGAAUCCUUCUCUGCCACUCAAUUCGCCGACUCCGAGUCGCUCAAGGACUCGGCCACUGACUCACCCAUCUUCCACCACAGUUCCACGGUUGACGACGGGUUCGCGGCUCAAUCGGUUACCGAGGCCCAGUCUCCGCCGUUAGUCUAUACCCAAUCGAACGGGCUGGACUUCGAUGAAGGGUUUGGUGGAUCGGACGGUCCUAUUUUGCCUCCUCCGUCGGAGAUGGAACGCGAGGAGGGAGUGGCUCUCAGAGAAUGGAGAAGACAGAAUGCGAUUCGGCUAGAGGAGAAGGAGAAGAGGGAAAAGGAGUUGCUGAAUCAGAUAAUUGAUGAAGCUGAUGAAUACAAACUUGAUUUUUACCAAAAGAGAAAGACUGUGUGUGAAAACAACAAAACUUCCAACAGGGAAAAGGAGAAGGUAUUUCUGGCCAAUCAAGAAAAGUUUCAUGCCAAGGCUAAUAAGAACUACUGGAAGUCAAUAGCUGAGCUUAUUCCUAAUGAAGUGCCAGUUUUAGAAAAGAAGAGAGGGAAAAAAGACCAAGAAAAGAAGCCAUCUGUCGUUGUUAUCCAAGGUCCAAAGCCCGGCAAACCAACUGAUCUUUCUCGGAUGCGGCAGAUACUUGUAAAACUGAAGCACAAUACACCUGAGCACCUAAAGCAUGCUCCACCACCACCUCCCCCGCCAGCUGCUUCCCCGUCGAAUCAGGCUAAAGGCAAUGCUGCUUCUGUCUCAGCUGCUCCCGCUAAGGCUGUUGCUGUUGCUUGAUAGCUUUUUCUUGACCUUUUAGUGUGUCUAGGUUAAAAUAUGUAAGUUGUACUUGAUUAGAAUGUAUGGUGUUUACCCGCAUACUUUGCUUCUAGAGUAGCAGUCAAUGGUAUGAUAAAUUUUACCUUUUAUGUAUAAGAAUUUGGCUAUUUGAAGAGGAUUCACCUCAUAUGUGUUAUAUAUGAAAUUUAUAUUAUCUUA
This is a messenger RNA of Humulus lupulus (European hop), 1135 nucleotides long. RefSeq names its product clathrin light chain 2. The record is from RefSeq and is a predicted model, not a curated record. Gene Ontology annotation, biological process: intracellular protein transport; clathrin-dependent endocytosis; clathrin coat assembly. The transcript is spliced from 3 exons. Gene Ontology annotation, cellular component: clathrin coat of coated pit; plasma membrane; clathrin coat of trans-Golgi network vesicle. Bases 41 to 934 code for a protein of 297 amino acids. Gene Ontology annotation, molecular function: clathrin heavy chain binding; structural molecule activity. NCBI's taxonomy places the organism in Eukaryota, Viridiplantae, Streptophyta, Magnoliopsida, Rosales, Cannabaceae.